Messenger RNA from Microplitis mediator, 2839 nucleotides. RefSeq names its product prolyl 4-hydroxylase subunit alpha-1 (gene PH4alphaEFB). Gene Ontology annotation, molecular function: L-ascorbic acid binding; iron ion binding; protein binding. Lineage: Eukaryota; Metazoa; Arthropoda; Insecta; Hymenoptera; Braconidae. The coding region runs from base 444 to 2108 and encodes 554 amino acids. Gene Ontology annotation, biological process: peptidyl-proline hydroxylation to 4-hydroxy-L-proline. The transcript is spliced from 10 exons. The record is from RefSeq and is a predicted model, not a curated record. Gene Ontology annotation, cellular component: endoplasmic reticulum.
GCGUGCUGGCGCGCAUCACCACACUCCUCAACUCCGUGUUGCCGCGGUAUCACCAAGGGGGGUCCGUGCGUCGUCCUAACGCUUUCAGUCUGCCGCGAAACGUCGUGGCGUGUAGAUUGGGUCAUCUGUGCCGGUUGUUUAUCUGACGCUCGCAUCUCGUGCGCGCUCCAUCAGCUGUCAAACACCCACGUUUUUUCUCCACUACCUUGUAUCCUCACACCUGAUCCUGACAUAACUUUUUCCUAUUAUCGAUAUUCGAUACUUGUUCUUAUCAAUACAACAUAAAUCUCAUAAAAACACCGUAAAUUUUAAAAUUAAUAAAAGUCUAAGUGGAUACUAAAAGUUGUAGUGCAUAAUAAAUUUAGUGUUCAAUUAUUUUGGACUUUCCAAAAUUAUCGAACUUAAAUAAUAUAUAAAAUAGAUAAGACAACGAGCAACCGAAAAUGUCGCCAUUUCCGGUACUUGUGACACUGGUGACACUGGUACUGGUAUCUCUAAUUUCAAUCGGAAAUGGCGAACUUUACACCGCACUCGCUGAUAUGGAAGAACUCCUCGAGACUGAAUCCGUGCUCAUUGACACUCUUCACGGUUACAUAAAAGUCCAAGAGCAACGAUUAGCCAUUUUGAGAAGGAACGUUGAAAAUUACUCACGAGAGCACGAAGAGGCGUCUCGCAACAUCCAGCAGUACCUCUCUAACCCAAUAAACGCUUACCUACUUGUCAAGCGAUUGACGACCGAUUGGAAGAGAGUAGAGGAGCUGAUAACAGAGGAUGUAGGCAAGGCAUUUGUAUCAAACAUCACGAUCUCCCGUAGUGACCUUAAAUUUCCGACGGACGAGGAUCUGAACGGGGCUGCAGUGGCACUCAUGAGACUCCAGGACACGUACAAGCUCGACACAUCCCAGGUCGCCAGGGGCGUCCUCAACGGUGUCCAGUACAGCACUGGCUUAAGUGCCGGCGACUGCUUCGAGCUUGGACGACAGUCAUACAAUAAUGGUGACUAUUAUCACACUGUGCUGUGGAUGCAGGAGGCCAUGAACCGGUUGCAGGAUGAACAAAAUAGAACGACGUCAAACAAACCAGAUAUACUUGAGUAUCUUGCAUUCUCUACUUAUAUGCAAGGUAACGUUGCACGUGCCUUGAGUAUGACAAAUGAGUUGCUCGAGCUCGUACCGAGCCAUCAGCGGGCUCUGGGCAAUCGGGCGUAUUAUCAAGAAGAAAUUCAGAAGAGCCAGGGAAAGAGAAAAAGAGGCGAAGAUGGUAAAAAUGAUGUCACUCUUGCUAGCCAACAAUUUACGGUCGUUGAAAAAAAAGUAAAACCCAUUGAAGAAAUGAGCGAACGAGAACGUUACGAAAUGCUUUGUCGCGGCGAAGUUCCACUAUCGCCCCGAAUCCAAAAAGAUCUAAAGUGUCGUUACGUCGAUCGUGGAAUUCCAUUUCUUAAGAUCGCCCCAUUCAAAGAGGAGGAAGCUUAUCUUGAUCCACGCAUUGUUAUCUACCACGACGUAAUAACCGACGCAGAAAUAGAUACGAUAAAAAGAUUAGCGCAACCCAGAUUUAAACGAGCGACCGUGCAAAAUUACAAGACUGGUGAACUGGAAAUAGCCAACUACCGAAUCAGCAAGAGUGCAUGGCUACAAGAGUACGAGCACAAACACGUACAGGCUGCGAGCCAGAGAGUUGAACAUAUGACCAGUAUGACUGUCGAGACUGCAGAGGAGUUGCAGGUGGUCAAUUACGGUAUCGGAGGACAUUACGAGCCGCACUUUGACUUCGCAAGGAGAGAGGAAACUAAUGCAUUUAAGAGUCUGGGUACUGGAAAUCGUAUUGCUACUGUUUUAUACUACAUGAGUGACGUCGAACAGGGAGGCGGUACAGUUUUUACGGCAAUAAAUAUAUCGCUGUGGCCGAAAAAAGGUAGCGCUGCAUUUUGGUAUAAUUUGAAACCUAAUGGCGAAGGUGAUUACAGAACAAGACAUGCUGCCUGUCCAGUUUUAACGGGCUCCAAAUGGGUUGCGAAUAAAUGGCUGCACGAGAGAGGACAGGAAUUCCUGAGGCCAUGCACGUUAGAAAACCAGCCGCCUGAUGACGAUGUAGGAAGAUAUUAAAAGAUUUAGUUUAUCACCGAACAGGUCAUCCCCUCGGGAUCCACAGGAUCCUCUACGUGACUUUUGCGGCGAAACGAUUGGACAAGAAUCUUAAUGAGAUUACUAUACAAUACUGAGAUCAGAGUUCAGAUUAAUAAAGUCGGUUCCUUUUUAUAGAAAACAAUAAGAGAGAAAACAGAUCAACUAUCAAAGUCGUUAAUUGUUAUUAUUAUUCUUUCUUUCAUUUAUUCAAAAUUUUAACAUAUCCAUUUUUUUCACAAAUUCAAUUUUUAAAACUCCAGCGACUUUGAUUUUAUUUAAAAUUUCAUUCUUUGUUGCGUGAAAAUUUUUAUCAGGCAUUAAUUAUAAUUUUAAAUUUAAAAAAUUAACAAAAGAUAUGUAGUGAGCUUGCCAUGAAAAAAGUCGCCAUAUUGUUUAAUUAUUAUUUUUAACAUUAAAGGAAAAUUUAACUUAAUGUAAUUUAAAUAAUUAAACGACUUAAUUUUCAUGACAAAAUAUUAUUUUGUACUAUAAAAAUAUUAUUAUUAUUAUUAUUGUAUUCAUGAUAGACAAUAUAUGUAAGUUAAUUGUUAUUUUUAUGAUCAGUGAUCACACAUCAUAAAUAACAAUAAAGUCUGCAAGUUUCCUCGUUAAUUAUUAAAAACUCCAGUAGCCAGUACAGUGAUAGUUCUUAAAAAAAAAAAAAAAAUAGUUAUCAUUACUGAUAAUAAAUUAAAAAAAUUGUAAAUUGU